Molecule: messenger RNA, 3543 nt
Organism: Phascolarctos cinereus (koala)
Lineage: Eukaryota; Metazoa; Chordata; Mammalia; Diprotodontia; Phascolarctidae
Gene: SH2D3C
Product: SH2 domain containing 3C
Biological process (GO): small GTPase-mediated signal transduction; positive regulation of peptidyl-serine phosphorylation
Molecular function (GO): phosphotyrosine residue binding; guanyl-nucleotide exchange factor activity
Source: RefSeq, a predicted model, not a curated record
UCCUCCAGAAUCCAGGGCUGGUGCUCUAUCCAUUGUGCCACUUAGCUGCCCCCCUGACAUUUCUGAUAGCAUUUCACGAGGCCUCAGUCUCCCCUUACCCCCAUCCCCACCGCCUCAACAUGCUUCAUCUUCGAUUAGAUGAUUCUUAGGUCCCUUUGAAUUUUAAAAUCCAGUGAGUCUUGCCCAGAAUAGAUCUCCUGGUUCUGAGACCCUCAGGGCCCAGUCUCAGACUCGGGUGUGGAGGGAAUGGGACCCAGGUAUUCAUCCCUCCUGGUCCAGUGAGUCAGAUCCUGCCUGGUGUCUGAGUCGAGGUCCCCAGGGCAGAUCACAGGAUUUACACUUGGUGCUCAAGACCACCACCCUCUGAGAAGGAAAAACUGAGGCACAGAAAAAGGAGGGCACCGGACCGAGGUCAGACAGAGAUAGUCAGUGGUGGUACCCACCUUCUGUCUCCAAAUCCAAUAUUCUUCCCAUUUUACAUCAGCCUUCUCCAUCCUGGCCUUAUCCCUCUGCAUUCCCCCCUCCCCUCCCUAGGCCCAGGCUGCCCCUGGGAGGGGAGGAAGGAAGGUGAAGAGGUGAGGGCUUCAGAACUUCCUCCCUAUCCCUCUCCAUGAAUGUCCCAGCGGAACCUGCUGCUGAGGUCACCCAGUGAGGAGGGGGAGGGAAGCCUCCAAAUAAAACUAGGUUCUGGUCAUCCCUUUAAGGAAUCACUGAAGCUGAGGAUGCCCAGGAGAAGUAUUCCUUUCCCUCUUGGCAGGGAGGGCAACAGGAACAGUGUCCAUACUGGUCUGGAGUCAGGAGGGGACUAUGUGAAGUUCUCAAAGGAGAAGUACAUAUUGGAUUCUUCCCCUGAGAAACUUCACAAAGAACUGGAGGAGGAGCUCAAACUGAGUAGCACUGACCUCCGAAGCCACGCCUGGUACCAUGGCCGCAUUCCCCGAGAGGUCUCAGAGAGCCUGGUUCAACGGAAUGGUGACUUCCUCAUCCGCGACUCAUUAACUAGCCUUGGUGACUAUGUCCUUACCUGUCGCUGGCACAACCAGCCCCUGCACUUCAAGGUCAACAAGGUUAUGGUGAAGGCCAGUGAGAACUAUACCCAUAUCCAAUACCUCUUUGAACAAGAGAGCUUUGACCAUGUACCUGCAUUGGUCCGUUAUUAUGUGGGAAGCCGCAAGGCUGUGUCCGAGCAGAGUGGAGCCAUUAUUUAUUGUCCCAUCAACCGCACCUUCCCCCUGCGUUACCUGGAGGCCAGUUAUGGGCUUACUCACAGCAAAUCUGGGGGCCCUGCCAGCCCCUCCAGCCAGAAGGGAGGCCACAUGAAGAGGAGGAGUGUCACCAUGACCGAUGGGCUGACAGCAGACAAGAUAACCAGGGGCGAGGGCUGCCCUACCAGUGUGUCUCUGCCCCCUCACCGUGACGCCAUCCGCAACUGUGCCCUCAGCAUGGACCAGAUCCCAGACCUGCACUCCCCCAUGUCUCCCAUCUCUGAGAGCCCUGGAUCACCAGCCUAUAGCACUGUGACUCGAGUAAAUGUUCCAGGCAUUCCGUCCGCUGGGAUGACGCCUGCUUCCCCUGUCAUCCGCCGUUCCAGUGAGCCCCAGCUGUGCCCAGGAAAUGGCACCAAACCACCUAGCGAGCCAAGCAACAGCGUCCACCCCACCCCUUGUCAUAGCUACCGCCAGGCUUCCCCAUCCCCAUCCCUCAACAGCUACAGUGACCCGGACUCUGGCCACUACUGCCAGCUUCAGCCACCCACAAGGGGCAGCCGAGAACGCAUGGCACCUGAACCUCCAACCCGCCUUGGUGGGGUCAAGAGCUAUGUAGAACGGCUGAAAGUGGAAGAAGGACAGCAUUCCAUGGGUGGGCGGGCACCGGAGAAUGGACCCCCUGAAGGGGAGCAGGGCGGAGGCUUCGUACUGCCUGUCAUAGAGGUGACUUCUUCCUUCAACCCCACCACCUUCCAGUCACUAUUGAUUCCCAAGGACAACAAACCCUUAGAGACGAGCAUCCUUAAGAAGGUGAAAGAACUGCUUGCUGAUGUGGAUGCCAAGACAUUAGCCCGGCACGUCACCAAAGUCGACUGUCUGGUUGCUAGGAUACUGGGCGUUACCAAGGAGAUGCAAGGGCUCAUGGGAGUCCGCUCGGGCAUGGAGCUUCUAACACUCCCCCACGGUCGGCAGCUCCGACUGGACCUGCUGGAACGGUUCCACACCAUGUCCAUCAUGCUGGCUGUGGACAUCCUGGGCUGCACAGGCUCCACAGAGGAGCGGGCGGCCCUGCUGCACAAGACCAUCCAGCUGGCAGCUGAGCUCCGGGGAACGAUGGGCAACAUGUUCAGCUUUGCUGCAGUCAUGAGUGCCUUGGACAUGGCCCAGAUCUCACGACUGGAGCAGACUUGGAUGACCCUGCGGCAGCGGCACACAGAAGGGGCCAUCCUGUAUGAGAAGAAGUUGAAGCCCUUCCUGAAGAGCCUCAAUGAGGGCAAAGACAGCCCGCCACUGAGCAACACGACCUUCCCUCAUGUGGUACCCCUCAUCACCCUUCUGGAGUGUGACACUGCACCUGCAGAGGGCCCGGAGCCCUGGGAAAGCACAGAGCAUGGCGUGGAAGUCAUCCUUGCACACUUGGAGGCUGCCCGCACCGUAGCCCAUCAUGGGGCCCUAUACCACACCAAUGCUGAGGUCAAGCUUCAAGGAUUCCAAGCCCUCCCAGAGCUUCUGGAAGUGUUCAGCACAGAAUUCCAGAUGCGCCUUCUCUGGGGCAGCCAGGGUGCAGCCAGCAGCCAGGCCCUUCGCUAUGAGAAGUUUGACAAGGUCCUCACUGCCCUCUCCCACAAACUGGAGCCUGCUGUCCGUUCCAGUGAGCUGUAGCCUUCCUGUGCUUUCCAUCACCCCAGUACUCCUCACCCUCAUGGCUGCAGGCAGCAUUUGGGGGGAGGAGAAAAGGGGAGAGACAGAUAACCCCUGCAGGCCUGGGGCCGUACACAAACCAAAACUUUUGCAAUACAGAAAGCAGCCAGACUGUGCAAACACACACUGGAGGCAUCCACCUGAGGGACAUGGGGUUGUUAGAGCCUUUGGGACUUGGAAAGGGCCAUAUAGUGCCCAGGACAGUCCCCCACUUCAGCCCUUAUUCCCUCCCUAGUACCCUGACCGACACUGUUCAAGGAAUACCUCCUAAGCCUUCCCUCUGGUGUCUUCCCCAGCUUCCCUGAGCACCUGUGAUGGUCCUCGACAUUGCUCCCCACCUACUCCCUUAUGUUUGCCCUUACUCGUUCACUGGGCCUCCUGAGAGGAAGGCCUCAGAGCCCCUCCCUCUCACUCCUUCCCUUACUUCUCCUUCAAUUCUUCCCCACUCCCUGGUCCCCCAAUACUUCAAUUGGAGUCCCUUUUGUUCCUGACUCUUGGUCUCCGUGUCCCUCCCUCUCUUCUUCCUCUCCUGGGAAGAGACUCAAUUUUGUUGUAAAUAAGUUGAGUUCAUUCUGUAAAUAGAUGUACAGAUGUUGUGUUCUUUCUUUCAUACAAUAAACCUUUCUGGAUCUUC